This is a messenger RNA of Linum tenue, 783 nucleotides long. The record is from the annotation of a GenBank genome assembly. NCBI's taxonomy places the organism in Eukaryota, Viridiplantae, Streptophyta, Magnoliopsida, Malpighiales, Linaceae.
CUGUACCUGCCGUAUCUCGUCGAUGCCGGCUUGUCUAGUGUUCUGCCACUAGCCCCUCUUACCGGUGAUCCGGGUUUGAUUACUGCGCUCGUAGAGCGUUGGAGACCCGAGACAUCGACAUUUCACAUGCCGUUCGGUGAGGUGACGAUCACUCUAGAGGACGUUGCGACACUCACUGGAUUAGCGAUCGACGGUGAUGCCGUCAUAGUAGACAUACCAGACGAGGACUGGUCGGCUAUGUGUCUUCGACUGUUAGGACAGGCUCCUACUGAUCUUGGUGGCGGCGUCAUCCGGAUUACUUGGCUCAGGGAUACUUUCGAUGAGCUACCGCUUUCUGCAUCACCAGAGACGACAGAGCAGUAUGCUAGAGCGUAUGCGCUGUCUCUGAUGGGAGGUGUCUUGUUCUCCGAUCGGUCUGGAGGUUCAGUUCACCUGCAGUAUCUACUUUUGGUAGAGGAUUGGCGCAGAGCGGGGAGGUUUGCUUGGGGAGCAGCUGUGCUAUCCUACUUGUACCGUGAGAUGGGUAGAUCGGCGCUGCAGAUGACGGCAUCUUCUUCACUGGGUGGUGACUUUGGUGGAUGGGCCGCCUUGCUGAUGCUCUGGACGUGGGAGCGGUUUCCUCAUACAUCACCACUACAUGCGGUGACGGGUGCGCAGAUUACUCAGGACGCAGUGCCACGUGGCAUUCGGUGGCUUCCGGCCCAGACCCGUCAGCAUGGAGAUCAGUUCUACUUGUACAAGCUGUGGUUUGACGAGUGCCCGACAUUCGUGGUUAGUAUAUAA